AUAUUAGAUUCAAUCGAUUGACAUUCCACCGUGCUAUAAUGUAUAGCUUUUAGUUUUUGAGAUUCUAUUUGACAUAUUGUCACAAACAUUCUCGAGAUAGCACACAAAAUAGAGCUUUUGGGGCCCGGCCCUUGAAGCCCACCAAGUAUUGGGCUUCUGGUCCAAGGAUUGAUUUUUUUUUUUUUUUGAACAUAGUCAACAAGAAGAAAGGAGAGUCACAAAGUGAAAGUACAGGGCUCAACAUCGUGCGGAAGUCGACCAAUAGUCGAACUUCCGAUGAAAGGGCUUGAUUGAUUGUUAUACUAGAAACGAACGUAACGGGCUGACAUUUAUUUGGGCUAGACCAAGAUAGUCUUGGAGGGAGAUUAGUUGUGAAUUGUGAUGGGCUGUGGCUCCGAAGGCGCGAACAGUGAGUCAGCAACUCAGCAAACGGUUGCCGGCAGCGGCGACAAUGCGGCGAUGGCUUCACCUUCGCCCCUCCGAACUAUCAACCGCUUCUUCCCAAAUGCUUCUCCGGUCAACGCCUGGAAUUCGCGAAUACGGAAUUCGGUUGGUCUGAACAACCCCCACGAUGCGCUCGCCCUCUUCCGCCAGAUGAAACGAGACGGCGUCGAGCCGAACAACCUGACCUUUCCUUUUGUUGCCAAGGCAUGUGCCAAGCUCGCCAAUCUCGGUUGCUCCCAGAGUUUACAUACCCACUUACUGAAAUCUCCGUUCUACUCCGAUGUGUUCGUUCAGACGUCUUUGCUGGACUCGUAUUUGAAAUGCGAUCGACUAGACAUGGCUCACAACGUGUUUGUGAGAAUGCCUGAGAGGGACGCCACGUCGUGGAACGCGAUGCUAGUGGGGUUUUCUCAACUGGGUACCCACGAUAGAGUGUUUGCCAUUUUCAGGGAGAUGAGGUUUGCCGGGAUGUCCCCCGAUUCAGUCACGGUGAUGGGAGUCAGUCGAGCCGUGUCGAGUGUGGAGAAUUUGGAUUUGGCCAGAGGGUUGCAUGCCUUUGGUAUUCGAAUAGGGGUCGAUUAUGAUGUCUCCGUGGCUAAUACUUGGGUAUCUCUGUACGCUAAAUGUGGCGACUUGAGGUUGGCUGAAUUGGUUUUUGGCGGGAUUGAAGCUGGGUUGAGGAGUCUUGUUUCAUGGAACUCUUUGAUUGGUGGGUAUGCUUACUCUGAGAAAUAUGGUGAUGCCUGGAAUGCGUACCAAGGGUUGCUGUUGGAAGGAUUCAGGCCGGAUAUAAGUACACUCGUUAGCUUGCUCUCUUCCUGCACUCGGACUGAGGUAUUGUGUCAAGGUAGACUGAUUCAUUCUCAUGGAGUCAGAAUUGGUUGUGAUACUGAUGUUUCCGUUUGCAACACACUUAUAUCUAUGUAUUCCAAAUGUGGUGACAUUGACUCUGCAAGGUUCUUGUUUGACGCCAUGAGUCACAGAAGCUCUGUUUCCUGGACUGCUAUGAUCGGUGGAUAUGCUGAGAAAGGAGAUCUGGAUGAGGUAUUGACAUUGUUUAAAGCCAUGGAAAGAACCAGGGAAAACCCCGAUUUAGUCACUGUGCUUUCUGUGAUUUCAGGCUGUGGUAAUGCUGGGAUUCUCGAAACUGGAAGAUGGAUUCAUAAUUAUGCGGAGUCGAUUGGGUUAAAGAAUCAUGUCCCAGUUUGCAAUGCUUUGAUAGAUAUGUAUGCAAAAUGUGGAAGCAUAAGUGACGCCCGGGCUCUAUUCUGCACCAUGCCUGAUAAAACUGUCGUAUCUUGGACAGUAAUGAUUUCAGGUUGUGCAUUGAAUGGACUGUUCACAGAAGCUUUGGAUCUUUUCUAUCAGAUGGGAGAAUCUGGUCUAAAGCCAAACAGUAUCACAUUCCUUGCUGUGCUCCAAGCUUGCUCUCAUGGUGGCUUCCUGGAAAAAGGAUGGGAGAUCUUCAAUCUCAUGACUAGAAAAUACAAAAUAAAUCCAGGGGUGGAUCAUUGUUCUUGCAUGGUUGAUCUACUCGGACGUGCAGGAAAGCUAAAUAAAGCAUUAGAUUUCAUCUUAAACAUGCCAGUGAAUCCGGACGGGGCCAUUUGGAGUGCAUUACUGUGUUACUGCAGGAUUCAUAACAAUGUCGAGAUUGCUGAAUAUGCAGCCACCCGUCUGUUCGAGUUGGAGCCUUCUGUGGCCGCAGCUCCAUACGUGGAGAUGGCCAACAUAUAUGCAUCUGCUGGAAGGUGGGACCAAGUUGCAGGGGUGAGAAGCCUGAUGAAACAGAACAGGUUGAAGAAGUCUCCAGGGAAAAGUUGUGUUGAAGUGAAUGGGAAGCUAUGUGAGUUCACUGUUGAAGACAGAGGACAUGAUGGAGGUGAGUUGAUAUAUGGUGUUUUGGAACAUGUUUUCUUGCAGUUGAAGGAACAAGUGGCUAAUGAAGAUUCACUUGGGAUUAUGACUUGUGAUUUGUAACUUAUGUAGUCUCCAUCACUAACUCAUUAUAUGAGAACCAUAGGGAAACUAAUUUCAUAUUUUGUAGUAUUUUUCCUUUUUGGAUUGCUAACAGUGAAAAGAAAAGAGUAAAAAAUCUAACUUCUCAGUUGUGACUGAUGACCUACUGGCUACUGGUACAGAUAAACUGAUCUUCCAUGU
Molecule: messenger RNA, 2604 nt
Organism: Linum trigynum
Lineage: Eukaryota; Viridiplantae; Streptophyta; Magnoliopsida; Malpighiales; Linaceae
Source: the annotation of a GenBank genome assembly